CCUCAAUUAAACCUACUCAUUCUUAAUUGCGACACCACUUCUUGAUUUCGACCACUUCUUUAUUUCGAGAGGGAGUGUUUUUUUUUUCGUCAUUUUCCUUCACGCCCAAAACCCGGAAGUCAAACAACAGAUUUUCGGCCAACUUCAACCACCCGCGCCGUAGCAGCCAACACACCCCACGGUCUCACCUCGACCCCUCACCAGACCCGUAACAACCGUCAAACAAUGCCACCCAAAAUGGCCUCCAAUUCCGAGCUCGCGGAAAUCAAGCUACUCCUCCACUCUCUCGCCUCGGACAUCAAAGCCGUCAAAGCCGACGUAGCGGAGCUCAAGAAGAGCCAAGUCCAAAGCCAACAGAGCACCCCAACCUGCGCCAAACGCACAGAGAGCGGUCCAAAGUUACCCAACAUCGAGAAAGCGCUGAGCGACGCCGAGAGCAAACUGGCUGAUCAGAUUCGCGAUACCCAGUCAACGAUCCUGCAGCUUGUCGAGGAGGAGAAGGUCUUGAUCCAUGCGGAGGUGGUCCAGCUCAGCCGCACUGUGGGGACUGCGUUGGAGAAUGCGAAGGAAAAGAUGAUGGAAAUGGUUGCUGAGGUGGUGGAUGAGAACGGUCGCAAGCGAAGCAGGUCCACGGCUGGUCUUGAUGAGAGUGACGAUGAUGGUGAUGCUGGAGAGAAGCGCGUGAAGGAAGAUGAGGAGAGUGAUGUGGAUGAAGACAACCCUGAUGACUAUGACUCGUGGACGAAGCGGAGGCGAAUGUCAUCCGCUCUUGACAAGGCCGUGAUGGAUAUUAUUGACAUGGCUGAAGAUGCCUUUGAUUACGAACGAGUCGGGCCUGAAUGGAUUCUCACAGCACUGAUUCCAUUCCAUGCCAGCGCCGACGGCGGUAGGAUCCAAUGCUGGUACUUCUUUCAAAAAGAGGGUAAGAUCGGCUUUGAGUAUUGCUUGUACGGUCUACUCUACCAUGGGCAUGAGCAUGCAGAGGUUGCUGAAGGAGGAUGCUUCUGUAGGAGUAGACAUCCGCCCGGUUUGAGGCAGAGGGCUACCAGGUGUAUCCGGGUUAAACGGGUUGACAAUGACCCUGGAGAACUGCUGUUCACUUGGGGAGGGAACAUUGGACCUGCCCCUCUUCUUGAUCCUCGCUGGGAAUGAAAUCAGCUGUAACAGAUAAUUGACGAUGGCACAACUUCCUAGAUUCGCCGGGGCGGGGGAAUUGCAGGAUGGUGAACAAA
Molecule: messenger RNA, 1232 nt
Organism: Neurospora hispaniola
Lineage: Eukaryota; Fungi; Ascomycota; Sordariomycetes; Sordariales; Sordariaceae
Exons: 1
Coding region: 226-1152 (308 amino acids)
Source: RefSeq, a predicted model, not a curated record